Messenger RNA from Meloidogyne enterolobii, 1614 nucleotides. NCBI's taxonomy places the organism in Eukaryota, Metazoa, Nematoda, Chromadorea, Rhabditida, Meloidogynidae. The record is from the annotation of a GenBank genome assembly.
AUGGAGCAAGCAAUAACAACAAUUAAUAAUAGCCUUCCUUUACAACAACAAAAACACGAAUGGAAAGACGAUCCUUUACAAAUGUUAGCUAAACAAUGUGACACAAUUAGUGGAGACGAAGAUAAAAUUAAUAAACAACAAAUGGGAAAUAAAAGAAAAUAUUUAAAUGGAAAUUCUAAUAAUAAUGAUUUUGGAGGAAUUAAAAAUGGACAGAAUAAAAUAAAAAUUAAAAGUCCUAAUAAAUUAGACCAAGCAGCAAUGCCCAAUGUUAUUCCCCCUUUUAUGCCCCCACCCAAUGGCUUUGGACUUUCCCAUCCAAUGCAGUUGGCUGCUGCUGCUUUUUUGCAUCCUUUAAUGCCAACACAAAGACCACCAACUUUUACUCCUUCAAAUAAUUUUUGUCCCCCAAAUUCCUCUCCAUUUACAUCCCCAGCUCAACUUCAUUUUAUGCAACAACUUAUGGCUGCAGCUGUUCAACAACAACAAUUACCUCCUCCUCCGCCACCAUUACCUCCGACUAAUCUUCAAACACAACAACAAUUACCGCCAAAUUUUCUUCCUUCUAUGUUUCCUCAACAACAUCCCCAAAAUCCAUCAGGUAUUCCACUUCCUGCCAAUAUGCCCGUGCCAGCAAGAAAAUUAGACCAAAGACCUCCAAGUGCUAAUAACCAAUUUAACAACAAUAAUCAACAAAAUUCUGAUAUUGAAGCAGCUACUCUUGCAAUGGCUAUGUUUCAACAACAACAAAAUAAUUCUUUCGGGCAAGGACUUGCCUCUAACGGAGGGACAACAAUGACACAACAAACAGUUGAUAAUAGCCUCCUAGCUCAACAAAUACUUCAACAGCCAAUCCCAGCUUUAUUAAUGGCUGCAGCCUGUGGUCAGUUGCCUUCACAGUUUGCCUGCCCUUACCGAUUACGUGAAGGACAACCUUGUGGGCGUUUAUUUAAUUCAGAUGAUCAAUUAUUUGCUCAUUACAAAUCUGCACAUAUUGCGCAAAUGAGUUCUCCAAGUGCUGUCAGUUCAACAACAGAGGGCCCUGCUGUUUCAACCCCUUCAACAACUAUUCAAACACCAACAACCACUACGGCAAAUGGGCGACCUAAAAUAACGAAAAAUUCUCCGUCGGGAAUACAACAACAACAAACAACAAAUAAUAAUAAUCAUCAAUCUAAUAAUAAUAAAAAUUUUGGUUGGCAUCAACAAUUAUUUCAGUCGCCUUUAGGGUUUAUUCCGACGCAGCCAUUUCUUGGGCCCCCUCUUACUACACAACCUCCACCACCACAGCCAACUACAGCAACUACAAUGAUUGGAGCCCAAAAUCAUCGAUUCCAUCCAUAUUCUCAACCAAAUCAAGGAAAUCAACAAAUAACAAAAUCUGUUCAAAUGCCGCCACCACUUCCUUCCUUUCAGCAACAAAUGGCUCUCGCAUUGAAUUUAAUGGCUAAUUCUGACGUUUCUUCACUUCAACAAUUUGCUCAAAAUACUAAUAACAAUAUUCCCCCACCCCCUCCUCCUUCAGAAUUAAAUUCAAAUUCACAAUUGGCUGCUUUAACAGCUAUGGCUAAUUCUCUUGGGGGAAAUAAUCAAGCACAAAUUGCUGGAAGUAAUUAA